AUGUCACUCUACGAUGAUAUUGAUAUAUCAGAGCCAAAUAAGGAAAGCGGUACGAAAGGAUCGACUGGAGGAUGGUCAGAGUCGAUAAAGUUAUUGCAUGGUUCAAUUCAUGCGAAGAAAUUUCAUCAACAACAGCAACAACUCAAAAAAGAUGCACAUAAAAAUGUAGUAGCGCCAGUUGCCGAUCUACGGAAAAAACGAGCAGCACCAUUACCACGUCAUCCCAAUGCUGAAGUUACAUUCAAUAGUCUCACCGGCAAAAUGGAGGUUCGUGAUAGUAAUUCUCAACCUAAGGAUACCAGUGAACCGUCAUCGUCAGUAACGGCGUUAAUACAGAAUAUUACAUCGAAUAUGUCUGUAUUCGGUUAUACAGAUGAGUACGAUCCGUUGAAGCCGAAUGAUUAUGAAAAAUUGAAAGAACAACGGAAACGGGAAGAAUAUCAACGUGAUCGAGAGCUAGAACGACAACGAAAAGAGGAAAGUGAACCAAAAGGAUUAUAUGAUGAUGAUUAUGACAAUGAAGAUAACGAGAAUUUGAAUCGAGAGUCAAAUGAUCGACCAGUACGGAAGGGAAAUGUUUUUGCGCCGCCACCAUCCUUAAUUGAAGAGGAUAAGCGGGCGAGCAGUAAUAGUCAAAAUGAAUCAGAUAUGAAAGAUGAUUACUCAUCUAUACCACCGUUCGAUUCGAAUGAACGUGCAGAAGAUAUGGAAACAGAAAGCGUCACAUCUACACUUGGUCUUGGGUCGGUGAAAGGUGCCGCCGCCGUUGCUAAGAUGAUGGCAAAAAUGGGUUAUCGAGAAGGGCAAGGUCUUGGUAAAUCUCAACAAGGCAUCAGCUCUGCGUUGAGUGUGGAAAAAACCAGCAAACGUGGUGGCAAAAUCGUCCUAGAAAAGGAACCACCCAUGAAAGAUUUUGUUCUACCUGCCCCACCACCAUCAUUACUUCCACCUUCCAUCAUUACUCCGAAAGCCGAUUCAGGCGUUGACCUUUCUACCGAACUGAGAGGUGCAACGAAAGUUGUUCUACUCAAAAACAUGGUCGGACCUGGUGAAGUUGACGAUUUACUUGACAGUGAAACGAAAGAAGAAUGUCAAAAAUAUGGUGAAGUAGAAAAAUGUCUUAUAUACGAGAUUCCAGAUGCGCCUGCUGAGGAAGCUGUUCGAAUAUUUGUUGAAUUUAAACGAGUCGAAUCCGCUGUCAAAGCUGUCGUCGAUAUGAACGGACGAUAUUUUGCUGGUCGGGUGAUUAUGUCUGAUGACAAUAAGGACGUCUUCGAAGCCGAGGACGAAGCCACCGUGAAUGGAAAUGACAAUGAAGUUUUUCAAACAGAGGAGAAAAACUCCUGGAUUAAUGAACUACGCUCAGCAUUGGAACGUGGAUGUGAUCUAGGAGCCAUUCGAAAUAUUGGAAAAUGCCGAACAUUAACCGAUGAUCUACGUUUACCUGUUUGGAAGACUUGUUUAGAUAUAGAUGAUGUUAACGAAUAUAAUUAUGUUGAUAGUGAUGUAUUUGAUUUACCUGAACAAAAUUUAAUACGUGAAGAUGUUUUACGCAUAGUUCGAACAUCAAACAUCAAUCAAGAUGUGGCUGCAUCGAAAAUGAGUGACAUCGAAGCAGUAAUUACUUUCUAUUGUAAAAAAAAUAAUGAAACGUACGAAAAAGGAAACGGUUGGAUUGAUUUACUUAAACCACUGAUUGCUCUUGAGUAUAAAGAUCGUGCUGAACUUUACGCAAUUUUCGUUAAAAUACGCGAUCUUUACAUUCCUCGGUAUUGUGAUGCGGAUGGCAUGUCUUAUCAUCUGUUUCGUUUGUUACUACUCUAUCACGAUCCAGAAUUGUGUAGUUUUUUUGAUACGAGAAAAAUCACACCAGAUUUAUACGCACAUGCUUGGAUUCGAAGUCUCUAUGCUGGUUCAUGUUCAUCCAACGCUAUACUUCCUCUUUGGGAUCGAUAUUUUCAACAUGCCGAUCAAUUCUUUGCUUUUUUUCUUGCACUUGUGUUGCUUAUAUCUGCAAAAGAACAAGUGCUUGAAAUAGGCGAUAAAGACAAACAGGAAAUUAUCGAAUUUCUUUCGAAAGCACUAGCUAAUUUGGAAGUUGCUGAUUUAGAAGAUUUCUGUUCACUGGCUAACCACUAUGCUUCCAAUACACCCCAAUCGUUUCGAAAAGAAUUCUAUUCAUGUUUAUUCAGUGAAACAGAUUCAAAUGUUUCUCAGAAAGCAUGUUCGAUUUAUCAAGCAUUAUGUUUACCUGUGUCAGUGCAAGAAUUACUCCAAGCAAACCAACUCGGCGGAACAGCCGGUGUUAGAUACUUCAUUGUCGAUUGUCGACCAGCAGAGCAAUACAAUUCUAAACAUCUUUACACUGCGUUUCACCUCGAUGCGAAUCUUUUGCUAGAAGAUCCGAAAGAAUUCGCCGGAACCGUCGAUGCACUUCUCGCAGCACAAAAACAAUCCAUUGAAAGUGGUUCCAAUGCUGGCGGUGAACACUUGUGUUUUAUGGGCUCUGGUCGUGAAGAAGAAGACAAAUAUGUUCGUAUGGUUGUCGCGUACUUUCUUCAGCGUAAUACGAAGUACAUUAGUAUUGCGUCUGGCGGUUAUAGAGCUCUUGCAAAAGCAAUUGAAGAUCCAGCGAUGAUCACGAAAGCGAAACAAGCGAACAAACCAACACAAGCAACAUCGGUGCUUGACCCAUUAGCUAUUGGAACAGCGAUCAAACAAAAUAUUGUAGAGAAAUUACCUGUCAUUAACACUCAAACAACUUUACUACUGAAUAUGAUAUCAAGCGCUGUAAAGACCAAAUCUUUAGAAGUUAAGGAUAAAGUGAAAGAUUAUAUCGUCCAAACCUCAUCGACUGACCCAGCCCAAGCCGAGCCAAGGCAUGUUAGUAAACAAGACAAAGUCGAUAAACUCUAUCGCCAGCCCAAUGCAUCAUCUGUAUUCUCCCUUGAUAGCGACAAUGAAGACGAACUUGCAUCCUCAUCCACAGUAAAAGAUGCGCCUGAACUCGUCGAUAUCGAAUCAUGGUUCCGUCGCAGUGAUCUUAUACAUAAAUAUGAAUGCGAGCACAUUGAUGAAAACAAUCGAACACAUCCAAGUUUCCUCUUGGUUUCAUCUACUCAUCUAUACAUCCUACGAAAAUUACCUGAGCAUAAAACCAUGGCGAAUCUUGUCUCACGUCGUCCAUUGCAGACAAUAACCAAAAUUACCAGUCGAAAGAACUUCCCCGAAAUCAUUACAUUUCGCUAUUCUAGUAAUCAAGAUGAAAACGAAGAAGAACAAAAGCAACCGCAAAAAGGCAAAACUAAAACAAAAGCACCGAUCGAUCGAGACAAAGUUUACCUUCCUGACGCCGGCGACGCAACAAAAAAUAUCAAAUUACUAAUUAUGAAAAUGUUGAACAUACUCGAUAAUCCCGAGGAAAGCACAUCCGCGUAG
Adineta ricciae is the source of this 3438-nucleotide messenger RNA. Lineage: Eukaryota; Metazoa; Rotifera; Eurotatoria; Adinetida; Adinetidae. The record is from the annotation of a GenBank genome assembly.